AUGCGCUUCGUUGAAGUGGGCAUUACAGGAACUGCGCCGCAAGCCGAGGAAGUCCAGCGUCGCAGUCCGAGGAACAUGACAGCACUCAGAAAAUUCAGGCAUCUUGGCGCGAUCUUGGCCAUAUCUGCGCUCACUGCGCCGCUGAUGACGCAAGCCGAGCUCGUUGCAUCGAUAACUUUCUACUCGGUCAAUGGGCCUUUUGACCCCAGCUCUUGUGAUUUACUAGACUCAUACUUGCCACCGUCUCUAAAUUAUGUCCCGAUCAACUUCUUCAACAAGAAUAUUUACCGAACCAACUGCAGCAUCACGAACUCCACGGGUCGCGUCAAAUCUAUCCUUACGUACAGAUCCCUUUUUGACAGCUUAACUUCACUGGAAAACCUCAUCAGUUUCGCCAACGCAUUGCGGGAUGACACGUUGUGGCUGGCGCUGUUCCAGUUGGUACUUGCUGGCUGCGGUGCAGAGGCCUUUUACACGGACCCAGCCGUUGUAGCGGGGCUAACUCAGAACAUCACAGUCUGCACCAACAACCCCACCUCCACCAUUCUUCCGCCAACCGCCGGCACCAGCCCGCCAACCCCACCGCGACCCCCGCGGCCGCCAUUUCCCCCUGGUUUGGGGCCCUGUAUCCUCAUCACCAAAGCCAUAAGCUUCUACGCAUUUAACGCCCAACUUUUGCCAGAUCGUCCUUUUCGAUGUAUCGACGACGGCUCGACGAACGGGCAAAUGAUCGUUGUGGGUACCGCAGCGAGUCGUGACGACGGGCGCCUCGUCGCCACCAACUUCGGCCAGAAGGUUGUUGUCGGGGCCACCAUUCGGGCACUUGGCGGCAUGCAGUGCAACUCCGUCUUCCAGCUGGAGGGUGGCUCCUGCGGCGUAUACGUACGGUAUGACAGUUGGUCGAACCCCGAUCUCUUUGAUUGCUAUCCACCGCCGCCGCCGAUCCGCAUCACGAACCCCAACCAGGACGCCAUCUUCUCCAUAAAUUGCACCGCCCUCCGUGCCGCCGUGAAGGUGUCGCUGCAGGCAGCGGGGCAAACCCUGCUGUCGGACGUGUUGUGCACUGUGGGCUACAUCACGGGGGACACGUACCUGAACGUUCAGCUGCAGGACCCCGUUUCGGCGGCACAG
This is a messenger RNA of Volvox carteri f. nagariensis, 1131 nucleotides long. RefSeq lists its product as uncharacterized. The transcript has 5 exons. The record is from RefSeq and is a predicted model, not a curated record. NCBI's taxonomy places the organism in Eukaryota, Viridiplantae, Chlorophyta, Chlorophyceae, Chlamydomonadales, Volvocaceae. The annotation marks the transcript as partial.